Messenger RNA from Peromyscus eremicus (cactus mouse), 393 nucleotides. RefSeq names its product histone H4. The record is from RefSeq and is a predicted model, not a curated record. Gene Ontology annotation, molecular function: DNA binding; structural constituent of chromatin; protein heterodimerization activity. Gene Ontology annotation, biological process: nucleosome assembly. NCBI's taxonomy places the organism in Eukaryota, Metazoa, Chordata, Mammalia, Rodentia, Cricetidae. The coding region runs from base 64 to 375 and encodes 103 amino acids. The transcript has a single exon. Gene Ontology annotation, cellular component: nucleosome.
UCAUAUAUCAGAGGGAAGCCACGUUCAGUGUUUCACAAGCUGGUAUUUCAGACUGCAUCAACCAUGUCUGGGAGAGGAAAGGGUGGGAAGGGCUUAGGCAAGGGGGGUGCCAAGCGCCACCGCAAGGUUCUGCGCGACAACAUCCAGGGCAUCACCAAGCCCGCUAUCCGCCGCCUGGCCCGGCGCGGUGGUGUCAAGCGCAUCUCCGGCCUCAUCUACGAGGAGACCCGCGGGGUGCUGAAGGUGUUCCUGGAGAAUGUGAUCCGGGACGCCGUCACCUACACCGAGCACGCCAAGCGCAAGACCGUCACCGCCAUGGAUGUGGUCUACGCGCUCAAGCGCCAGGGCCGCACCCUGUACGGCUUCGGAGGCUAGACCCCCCGCCACUGCUUC